Knipowitschia caucasica is the source of this 1311-nucleotide messenger RNA. NCBI's taxonomy places the organism in Eukaryota, Metazoa, Chordata, Actinopteri, Gobiiformes, Gobiidae. The record is from the annotation of a GenBank genome assembly.
AUGUCCAAAAGUCACAUGUCCAAACGUCACAUGUCCAAACAUCACAUGAUCAAAAGUCACAUGAUCAAAAGUCACAUGAUCAAAAGUCACAUGUCCAAACGUCACAUGUCCAAACGUCACAUGAUCAAAAGUCACAUGUCCAAAAGUCACAUGAUCAAAUGUCACAUGAUCAAAAGUCACAUGUCCAAACGUCACAUGAUCAAACGUCACAUGUCCAAACGUCACAUGAUCAAAAGUCACAUGAUCAAAAGUCACAUGAUCAAAAGUCACAUGAUCAAAAGUCACAUGUCCAAACGUCACAUGUCCAAACGUCACAUGAUCAAAAGUCACAUGUCCAAACAUCACAUGAUCAAAAGUCACAUGAUCAAAAGUCACAUGAUCAAAAGUCACAUGUCCAAAAGUCACAUGUCCAAAAGUCACAUGAUCAAAAGUCACAUGUCCAAAAGUCACAUGAUCAAAAGUCACAUGUCCAAAAGUCACAUGUCCAAAAGUCACAUGAUCAAAAGUCACAUGAUCAAAAGUCACAUGAUCAAAUGUUUUCAGACAUUUUCUAGCUGGGGAGACCUGGGAACGUGUGAAGGCGCCGUAAAACACCAUGAUAAACGACUGGAAGAGGCGCUGGUCAUGGGAGACUUCAAAGGGGACCUCCUACAGGGGCCUCCUCCUGCAGAGACCUCCUACAGGGGCCUCCUCCUGCAGGGACCUAAUACAGGGGGACCUCCUACAGGGGCCUCCUUCUGCAGGGACCUAAUACAGGGGCCUCCUCCUGCAGGGACCUCCUACAGGGGCCUCCUUCUGCAGGGACCUCCUACAGGGGUCUCCUCCUGCAGAGACCUCCUACAGGGGCCUCCUCCUGCAGAGACCUCCUACAGGGGCCUCCUCCUGCAGAGACCUCCUACAGGGGCCUCCUACUGCAGGGACCUCAUACAGGGGCCUCCUCCUGCAGGGACCUCCUACAGGGGCCUCCUUCUGCAGGGACCUAAUACAGGGGCCUCCUCCUGCAGGGACCUCCUACAGGGGCCUCCUUCUGCAGGGACCUCCUACAGGGGCCUCCUCCUGCAGAGACCUCCUACAGGGGCCUCCUCCUGCAGGGACCUAAUACAGGGGGACCUAAUACAGGGGUCUCCUCCUGCAGGGACCUCCUACAGGGGCCUCCUUCUGCAGGGACCUCCUACAGGGGCCUCCUCCUGCAGAGACCUCCUACAGGGGCCUCCUCCUGCAGAGACCUCCUACAGGGGCCUCCUCCUGCAGGGACCUCCUACAGGGGCCUCCUCCUGCAGGGACCAGGAGAGAGACCAGGAGCGAGACUAA